Molecule: messenger RNA, 471 nt
Organism: Colletotrichum spaethianum
Lineage: Eukaryota; Fungi; Ascomycota; Sordariomycetes; Glomerellales; Glomerellaceae
Product: putative tRNA-splicing endonuclease subunit tsp-2
Exons: 1
Coding region: 1-471 (156 amino acids)
Biological process (GO): tRNA-type intron splice site recognition and cleavage; tRNA splicing, via endonucleolytic cleavage and ligation
Cellular component (GO): tRNA-intron endonuclease complex
Molecular function (GO): nucleic acid binding
Source: RefSeq, a predicted model, not a curated record
AUGGCUACCGCAGAGCAUCUCACCAACCUUACCGCUCUGGUGAUUGACAACCUCCGAGACCAGCAUGACUGGACCGACGUUGAGAUUCGCGACGAUGGCAAAAGCCGACCGCGUCCUAUCGUCACCGGUCUACCGCCAUCCCGCCUGUACAUGCACCCGGACGAGCAGAUCGAGGCUCUUGAGAUCGAACAGACAACUGGAAAACGUCCAAACCAGACUCCCGAGUAUGAAUGGGUUCUGCCCGUCCACCUUAGCGAGCAAUGGACGUUGAGCUCUUUUGCUACCAUAUUCGAUUCGAUCGACGCUUUGCCACGGCCAAUUACCUCGGAAACAAGUUACGAUACGCCCUCAAAGCGGGAUUGGCGUGGUGCGGACCGCCAGAAGAGGCUACUGCUCGCCGUUGUCCACGAUGACUCGACGGUUUCCUACUACCUCAUUCAUGAUGGCAUUGUAAAGCCAAGGCAAAAUUAG